This is a messenger RNA of Erinaceus europaeus (western European hedgehog), 963 nucleotides long. RefSeq names its product olfactory receptor 13D1-like. Gene Ontology annotation, cellular component: membrane. The record is from RefSeq and is a predicted model, not a curated record. NCBI's taxonomy places the organism in Eukaryota, Metazoa, Chordata, Mammalia, Eulipotyphla, Erinaceidae. The transcript has a single exon. Bases 13 to 963 code for a protein of 316 amino acids. Gene Ontology annotation, molecular function: G protein-coupled receptor activity; olfactory receptor activity. Gene Ontology annotation, biological process: G protein-coupled receptor signaling pathway.
CCUCAAGGUGACAUGGGAAUGGAGAUGGGCAAUCACUCAGCUGUGACUGAAUUCCUUCUGGUGGGACUUUCACACUAUCCAGAGCUCCAGCUUUUACUGUUUGUCAUCUGCCUCAUCAUGUACAUGAUAAUCCUCCUGGGAAACAGCCUGCUUAUUCUCAUCAUCACCCUGGAUUCUCGCCUCCACACCCCCAUGUACUUCUUCCUUGGGAACCUCUCGUUCUUGGAUAUCUGCUACACGUCCUCAUCCAUUCCCACAAUGCUCGUUAUGUUCGUGUCUGAACGAAAAUCCAUAUCCUUUAUUGGCUGUGCUCUGCAGAUGUUUCUCUCCCUUGGAUUGGGUUCUACUGAGUGUGUCCUCCUGGCCGUGAUGGCCUACGACAGGUACGUGGCCAUCUGCAACCCACUGAGAUACCCUGUCAUCAUGAGCAGGGUGUUGUAUGUGCACAUGGCCGCAUGGUCCUGGAUCGUAGGAUGUCUGAACUCUUCAUUGCAAACAGCUCUGGCAAUGGUGUUGCCUUUCUGUGGUAGUAAUGUUGUAGAUCACGUGACCUGUGAGAUCCUGGCUCUUCUUAAACUUGCUUGCUCAGAUAUCUCCAGAAACGUGUUCAUCAUGACAAUAGCCAGUAUUGUUUUGUUGUUAGCUCCUCUGCUGCUAAUUUUCAUCUCUUAUGUUUUUAUUCUCUCCUCCAUCUUGAGGAUUAAUUCUGCCGACGGUAGAAAAAAGGCCUUUUCUACCUGUUCAGCCCACCUGACUGUGGUCAUCUUAUUCUAUGGCUCGGCCCUUUUUAUGUACAUGAAGCCCAAGUCAAAAAACACAAAUGUUUCAGAUGAAAUAAUUGGAUUGUCUUAUGGAGUGGUAACCCCUAUGUUGAACCCCAUCAUCUACAGUCUGAGAAAUAAAGAGGUGAAAGAAGCUGUAAAGAAAAUACUGAGCAGACAUUUGCAUCUAUGGAAAACAUAA